AUGGACUCGCACGUACAAGAGGUGCCUUCAAAUGGAAGACCCAUGAUGGUGCCAUAUCUCAGCUCUCAGCACACGACAAGCAUGAAUGUGGCCUCUGUCCCAGCUCCCGUACAGCCCAGUUCAAGCCCUAUGGCCUAUCCUGCAGACGGUGCCAAUCAUAUGCACAUGAACGGACUUGCGCCUUCGCAUCAACUGCAAACACCGGCUAGGACGCCGGCCGAAUACAGCUCGCCUUGGUCCUCGUCAUCUACUUACACUGAGGCUCCUGUGCCCAUGACCACCCAGCCUGCGCUUCCCACCCAACCUCAACCCUAUUCCGCAAUGAGCCAGCCAAUGGUCCCGUCCGAUACCCAGGAAAGCGUUUACUCUUCGACAUACUCGAUGCGAGCAGCAAACGAUAGCCCGGAUUCAUACUCCCGAUGGAGAACUCCUCAAGUCAGCUCUACUCCAAGAUACAACCCUUAUAUCAUGUCCGAGCGGGCCUACAAUCAACCGGUCGACUAUGGACGAUAUGGCCAGCCAUUUGAUCAAUACCGAGCUCCUAUCGGUUACGAGGCUGGUUACCGCUCCUUGGACACCUCUCCCUACCAUAUGAAAUACAGCCAAUUGCUGUCGUACCCGAUUAUGGGAUACCCUUCGCAUGCCAACGGCCGACGCCGCCGAGGCAACUUGCCGAAACCCAUUACGGAUAUUCUUCGACGCUGGCUGCAAGAUCACCUUGACCACCCAUAUCCAAGUGAUGAGCAGAAGCAAAUCUUCAUCCAACGCACUGGAUUGACCAUUAGUCAGAUUAGCAACUGGUUCAUCAACGCACGCCGUCGACAGCUUCCUGCACUCAAGCUUAAGCGAGCGAAAUCGAUUCAAAGCCGAGCUUGA
This is a messenger RNA of Capronia coronata CBS 617.96, 876 nucleotides long. RefSeq lists its product as uncharacterized. NCBI's taxonomy places the organism in Eukaryota, Fungi, Ascomycota, Eurotiomycetes, Chaetothyriales, Herpotrichiellaceae. The record is from RefSeq and is a predicted model, not a curated record. Gene Ontology annotation, biological process: regulation of transcription by RNA polymerase II. The transcript is spliced from 2 exons. The coding region runs from base 1 to 876 and encodes 291 amino acids. Gene Ontology annotation, molecular function: DNA-binding transcription factor activity, RNA polymerase II-specific; RNA polymerase II cis-regulatory region sequence-specific DNA binding.